Cylindrotheca closterium is the source of this 255-nucleotide messenger RNA. Lineage: Eukaryota; Bacillariophyta; Bacillariophyceae; Bacillariales; Bacillariaceae. The record is from the annotation of a GenBank genome assembly.
AUGCCGAAUCAGAUGGAAUUUUACGACGAAGAGCUUUCCAGAAGUUUCCGUCAACUGCAAGAGUUGCUGCAAGAAGACGCCAGUAGUCCUCGUUUGGAUCAAUUAUUCAAGUCUUGUGGCGCCUACAUUCAACAAAUGAAUCGAGAAGUGCAAGGCAUGAAGGGGGAAGAGAAGAAACAAUGGAAAGAAAUUCUUGGAUUUCGGGCACAAACUUUUAAGCAACUGCAAGCAGCGGUACAUGAGGUGGAGUUUUAA